AUGUUUCGCGGGUUGCAGUUGUUGUCGGCUCAUGCUUUCUUACGGUCCGUGUGCCGUUCAUCGCAACCAACUUCUAAAGAAGCUUUUCGCGUGAUUAAACUUUCGCCAGCACACCACAAGAUUCACGCAUCAAGUUAUCUUAAUGCUAUACGAACUAUUAAUGUGCCUUCCUUCCCCGAAUCAAUCUCGGAGGGAGAUAUUGCUUGGAAAAAGUUAGUUGGUGAUGCUGUGCAAGUAGACGAGGUGAUUGCUGAGGUUGAAACUGAUAAAACGUCUAUCCCUGUCGUAUCGCCAGUGAAUGGUGUCGUUUCAGAACUUCUUUUUGAGGAGGGCGAUAAGGUAACCUACGACCAACCGCUAGUCAGAAUUGACGAACGUGAAGUUACUCCCUGUAAGACCCCUCCCUCUACGAAACCUAAGGAAUCAGCUCUCCCAAUGAGUGACGUAUCCACUUCAGCAGCACCUUUACCCACUGAACAGAAGCGAGAGUCGUCUUCUCGUUUUACAUCGCCUGCAGUAUCCCCGCCACGUCCAUCUCACGUGCCCGGACUCACACCUUUAUCCCCAAUCUCUGCUUUUCCGGUUAGAGCCCGGAUCGAGCAGCGCAUUAAGAUGACGCGAAUUCGCGCCCGCACUGCUGAACGUCUGAAGGAGGCACAAAACACUUGCGCUAUCCUAACCACUUUUAACGAGGUCGAUAUGUCGAAUCUGAUCGAUAUGCGCACUCAAUACAAGGAAGCAUUCUUUAAAAAGCACGGCGUCAAACUAGGUAUCAUGUCGUGCUUCUCUAAGGCAGUGGUAUUUGCCCUGCAGGAUCAGCCGAUUGUUAAUGCGUACAUUGACGGCAAUGAAGUCGUAUACAGAAAUUAUGUCGAUUUGAGUAUCGCUGUCGCCUCGCCCAAAGGUCUCGUUGUUCCCGUCUUGCGCAACGUUGAAUCCAUGAACUUUGCCGCUAUUGAGCGAGGGAUCUUUGAUCUGGGCGAAAAGGCUAAGAAUGGCCACAUAGCAGUAGAAGACAUGGACGGCGGCACAUUUACAAUAAGCAAUGGAGGCGUUUUCGGCUCCCUCUUAAGCACUCCCAUCGUUAAUCCGCCCCAGUCAGCGAUCUUGGGACUUCACGGCACUUUUGAUCGUCCGGUUGUUCGGAAUGGUCAAGUUGUGGUCAGGCCGAUGAUGUACGUGGCUUUGUCUUACGAUCACCGAUUGAUAGAUGGCAGGGAAGCUGUUUUGUUCCUUCGAAAGAUCAAGUCUUUCGUAGAAGACCCACGCGUGUUUUUCUUGGACCUAUAA
This is a messenger RNA of Echinococcus granulosus, 1290 nucleotides long. Its product is annotated as Dihydrolipoyllysine-residue succinyltransferase component of 2-oxoglutarate dehydrogenase complex. The transcript has 2 exons. Gene Ontology annotation, biological process: tricarboxylic acid cycle. NCBI's taxonomy places the organism in Eukaryota, Metazoa, Platyhelminthes, Cestoda, Cyclophyllidea, Taeniidae. Gene Ontology annotation, cellular component: oxoglutarate dehydrogenase complex. The record is from RefSeq and is a predicted model, not a curated record. Gene Ontology annotation, molecular function: dihydrolipoyllysine-residue succinyltransferase activity. The coding region runs from base 1 to 1290 and encodes 429 amino acids.